Molecule: messenger RNA, 3718 nt
Organism: Epinephelus lanceolatus (giant grouper)
Lineage: Eukaryota; Metazoa; Chordata; Actinopteri; Perciformes; Serranidae
Gene: wnt3
Product: wingless-type MMTV integration site family, member 3
Biological process (GO): canonical Wnt signaling pathway; cell fate commitment; multicellular organism development
Cellular component (GO): extracellular region
Molecular function (GO): cytokine activity; frizzled binding
Source: RefSeq, a predicted model, not a curated record
UGAGGCAUCCUGAGGGAGAAAAAAGUCGAGAGAGAGAGAAAAAGAUAUCUACCUUAGGGAAGAACCUCAGAGAGAGGGAGGGAAGGAGAGGACGGGUAGGAGCGUGUGUGCAUGUGUGUAAGAGACACUUAUUCUCUUAACUACUAGGAGACAGACACACUUUCCUGGCCCGACUCAAAGAAGGGGGGAAAACAGGAGGAAGAAUUUUUUUUUUCAAUAUCAUUUUAAUCUUCCCCUCAUUCAACAAUCAAGCUGCCCCAAAGCUUCUCUUCCUGGAAACUCUUCUUCAUUGCCUGCUGGAAGUUCUAUGUAUUGAUCCAUUUACCCUCUCACACACUACAAGGCUUACCUCAUGGAUUUGUAUCUGAUUGGAUAUUUGAUGUGUGUGUGGUUGUCCAGCUCACGGGUGCUUGGAGGCUAUCCCAUCUGGUGGUCCCUGGCCCUUGGGCAGCAGUACUCGUCUCUGGGCUCCCAACCCAUCCUGUGUGGCUCUAUCCCCGGCCUGGUGCCCAAGCAGCUGCGUUUCUGUCGCAACUACAUAGAGAUCAUGCCAAGUGUUGCAGAAGGUGUGAAGCUGGGGAUCCAGGAGUGCCAGCACCAGUUUAGGGGCCGUCGGUGGAACUGUACCACCAUCAAGGACAACCUGGCCAUCUUUGGUCCUGUGCUGGACAAAGCAACCAGAGAGUCAGCGUUUGUCCACGCCAUAGCUUCAGCAGGCGUGGCGUUUGCGGUGACACGCUCCUGCGCCGAGGGCACGUCCACCAUGUGCGGGUGCGAUUCCCACCACAAGGGUCCUCCCGGGGAGGGCUGGAAGUGGGGCGGCUGCAGCGAGGACGCAGAGUUCGGGGUGCUGGUGUCCAGGGAGUUCGCGGAUGCCAGAGAGAAUCGUCCAGACGCUCGCUCAGCGAUGAACCGACACAACAACGAGGCAGGACGCACGACCAUCCUCGACCACAUGCACCUGCGCUGCAAAUGUCACGGCCUGUCAGGAAGCUGCGAGGUGAAGACCUGCUGGUGGGCGCAGCCAGACUUCCGCAUGCUGGGCGACUACCUGAAGGACAAGUACGACAGCGCCUCGGAGAUGGUGGUGGAGAAACACCGCGAGUCACGAGGCUGGGUGGAGACGCUGCGUGUCAAGUACAACUUCUUCAAACACCCCACCGAGCGCGACCUGGUCUACUACGAGGGCUCGCCCAACUUCUGCGAGCCCAACCCGGAGACCGGCUCCUUCGGAACGCGCGACCGAGCCUGCAACGUGUCGUCGCACGGCAUCGAGGGCUGCGACCUGCUGUGCUGCGGUCGCGGCCACAACACCCGGACUGAGAAACGCAAAGAGAAGUGUCACUGCAUCUUCCACUGGUGCUGCUACGUCAGUUGUCAGGAGUGUGUGCGCGUUUACGACGUCCACACGUGCAAGUGAGAGAGGCCUGUGCUUUCAGACUGCUGGACUACAAGUGCUGCCCACCCACCCGUCAACUCCCCCACCUCCUGCACGACAUCCCUGCUUCCCCCUGACACGCAUCCCACACAGAAACAUAUUCACCAGCACACACACUCAGGCCCUAAUGGGUAAUGGCACAUCAGCUAUGGAUACUUCUAUACCUUUAUUUGUAAAAACCCCGCCCUAGAAUCCGUCUUCCAAACCACUACACCCAUCUCCAUAAUAUCUGACCAGAUGACCCGACCAAUCUGAGUCUGAGGUCUAGUCCGCUCUCAUGGGACGGAGCUACAGUUGUGCAUCUUUGUUCCUCUCCCCGCAGCAUUGGGCCCCUCCCUCCCCCUCGUCUUUAUUUAUUUCCCUCCUACAUGCCGACACGUUUGCGGCAUGUACAGUAACACUUUUUACCUGUGAGAUUAAUGCAGUAAAAAACUUUCAGACUCUCUUUGCUUUUGAAUAAAAAGCAUCUUCUAACUAACACCUCACUUCUCCGGCCGGUCUGGCUGGUUUACCUUUUGUUUUGUUUUUUAAACUAAACCAACCUCUACACUGUCACUUAGUCGUAAGUGAUACUGAACACAGCCCCAGGAAACCAUCACUUUGUAACUACUGAACUGAACUGAAAACAGCAGGCAGGUGUUGGGAAGUGCCACAGUCCUGUCUUUUGUAAACUACUGAGCUGAUGAAAUCCUCAGUGUUGCUACUCUCCCUGCUGACUGACUCUACCGCACCAGUCGACCGGGAAGCCUGGAAGAUAUAUGCUACAGUCUGAUUUUAUAGCCCUGCAUUUCUGAAAUAUUACCAUUGGGCUGGGACUGGAGGUAUGCAGCAUGUGUGUGAACAAGCAUGCUCAUUCCACUAACUAACAACCCUUCACAUGUAUAUGUAUGCACUAUUCAGUUACUCCAGGUGGUUAAGAUUUGAGCAUUGUUUACGCGAGCAAAUUCUCCUUGGUCGCAAGCUAGCAGUGCUCAUGAAUGACAACUUUGUUCCAGCGUUCGGGCACGAUCAACCUGUAUAUUGCUCAUGAUUUCCACACAUGCGAUGCAACACAGUCGUACAUUAUUCAAUCUAAGGAGCGACGCGGCGAAAAACAAGCAGCAAAUUAUAUGACUGAGUAGAAGAUCAUUUGUGGCUGUUUCAUUUUAUAAAGAUACGCAUCAAACGUGAGUCAAGCUUCAGCAUGCUUAAUAUUAAUUCUGGUCUUAUGAGCAAAGUGAUUAUUGGGAGAUCUUUUUAUCUAACACUUCAUGCAUUCAUCAGGUCCAUCUUUUGUCUGACGCUUUCUUUUAUCACUGUAAAAAAAAAAAGAGAGAGAGAAAAGAAAAAGGGGGACAUGUGACGACAUGUGGAGACCGGAGCAGGCUCUGAUUGGCUUUCACACCCUCCCUUCCUUCUCUCCUGAUUUUCCCUCAGUUGGACAGUUGAGGUUUUUAAGAAGCCUGAUUUAUGAACUUGUUCUCUUGUCAGUACACCCCAAAAACACUCCUGCCCUGCGGUUUUGGUUUUGGAGAUACUGGAAGAAUAAUUUACUCUCAAUAUAAUUUUUUUUGCCCCAGAGGCAUGGACGUCUGCCCGGCUGACUCUGACUUGUAAUUUUUUAACAAAAGGAAAUUAUUUUCAAAUCGAGGUAAACAGUUGUGACUUUUGGGUGGACAGAAAAGACUUCCAGUUCAUGUAGAGUCUGAGAACAUUAAAGGCUAACAUCUGUAUUUCUCAACUCAAAGUCCUAUUUUCACAUUUCUGUGUCCAAGUGACAAAUGAGAGCAACAGUUUUUGAAACUGGUCCCAUACUGAGUGAGAAAGUUGCUACCAGCAGUGACGAAACAGGCUGUUAUGUCCUCUCUUGGGGCAUAUGAGCAGGGUCAGAGUACAUCCACUAAGAGUGUUUGUUUUUGCCACUGACAGGCUCAGAUUAUUAUAAGUGUCUGACACUAUUAUGUUAAGGAUCCCUACAGAGAUAAACCUUUUUGUUACAGAGUAAAAUCAUUUCUUUUAACGCGCAACAGCCCUGAAAUCGGCAUCACCAACACACCAGACUCCAUUUAAAUAAACAGUGAUUUUAUCGUGUAUAUAGCCAGAACAUUCUUACAUCUAACUGGGUGAAUUAAAGGUCCAUUAUGAAAGAUUUAAGAAGAUACAUUGGCAGAAAUGGAAUAUAUUAAGUAUGUUUCCAUUGGUGUAAUACCUGCAAAUAAGAAUCAUAGGAAGCGAGUCCUUGUCUAUGGAGUCUGCCAUGUUUCUACAGGAGCCCAGAGGAGACAAACCAAACACUGGCUC